AUGGAUGAGCAAACUACGAUAGCUCCUUGCUGUGUGGACGGACAUAUCCACGAAGGCACCCCACUCGGGUCAUUCGAAAUUAUCAACGGUCUUCGUACUUAUGUCGUUGACCCUAACCCUCCGACAUCUGGAAAACAAAAUGUGAUAGUUAUCAUCUCUGACAUCUUCGGGGUUGAUUUACUCAACACCAAGUUAUUCGCCGAUACCUGGGCACAGCACGAAUGGAAGGUUUACGUACCUGACUUUCUCGAAGGAGAUGCUGUUGAUCAUUCACAUUUGAAAACAAUCGUACCCAAUCUUCGUGAUCAAGCUAAAGCCACUGCGAUCUCCAAAGCCAAAGAUGCAGCCGAGACAGCAGCAACAUUAGGUCCUUGGUUAGUAACUCAUCGUGAAGCCGUAGUGAAACCUCUCAUCGAGGGAUUUGUAAGGAAAUUAAAGGAAGAUCCAAAAGUUGGUAAAAUUGCAACUGUUGGUAAUUGUUGGGGUGGACGUUAUGCCUUGAUUCUCGCACAAGAAAACUCCCCUGUUCGAGUCGAUUGCUCAGUAGCCAACCAUCCUGCCUUUUUGGUCAAUUCCGAUGUCGAACCAAUCACUUCCACACCAUGUGCGAUCUUCAAAGGUGAUAAAGAUGUCAUGAUGACGGAAGAACAAUUGGAUGAAGUCGAAUCUGUUCUCAAAGGAAAUUUAGGGGAAGAAAAAGUUUGCGUUAGGAGGUACAAAGAUGCCGUUCAUGGGUUUACCGUUAGAGGUGAUGAUAUGAUCGAAAGUGAAAAGAAACAAAAGGAAGAAGCGGCGGCGGAAGGUAUCAAUUUCGUCGCUAAGUGGUUUGCCGCUUGA
Molecule: messenger RNA, 837 nt
Organism: Tremella mesenterica DSM 1558
Lineage: Eukaryota; Fungi; Basidiomycota; Tremellomycetes; Tremellales; Tremellaceae
Exons: 5
Coding region: 1-837 (278 amino acids)
Molecular function (GO): hydrolase activity
Source: RefSeq, a predicted model, not a curated record